AUGAGUGAAAAGGAAGACCAAGGAGAUCCAGCAGAUAUUGAUGAUUCAGCAGAAAGUAGAGAAUAUGAAGAUGAUUUUGAAAAAGACCUUGAUUGGCUAACUAAUGAAGAAGAAAAAGAAAACCUUGGUGAAGGAGAGAAUCCUGAAAAAAAUGAAGAGGAUGUCGAAGCACAAAUUGUUAAAGUUGUGGACAAGUUUGAGGAAGACAGUGAGGAAAUGGAAGAAAAUCCAGAUCCGCUUUCAGAGGCAGAUGUAGAUGCAGAAGUGAGACCCUCCAAUGAAGAGAGUUUGGAAUCCAGGUCUGAUGUUAAACAGGGGGAUCAUGUCUCUGAUACUGAUAGUGAAAGCUCUAUCCAGGAAUCCAAGCUGGAAAACCAGCAGGAACUGGAUGAAGAAGAGCAUGAAGAAAUAAAGCGUUACAUCUUGGAAAAGAUUGAAGAAGCUAACAAACUGCUGGAGAAUCAGGCUCCUGUGGAUCAGAACAGAGAGCGGAAAUUAAAAUUUAAGGAUAAGUUGGUGGAUCUUGAAGUUCCUCCUCUAGAAGACGCUGAGGUUUGUAAAACUGAUGUUGUGAGAGGAGAUGAUGUUUCAAAUAAGCUAUCUCGAUUGCAUAUUUCUAAUGAAAUGGGACAGGAAAGCACAUCACUUUCACCACGUGCUGGCAAGGAUGAGGAAAAGAAGGAUGGUAAAAUCCUAGUGGAAAAAGAUGGCAAGUUUGAACUCUUAAGUUUAUGUGAUAUUGAAAGCCAGGGCUUUUUGCCCCCUAUAAGUGUUUCUUUUACUGAUAUUAAAACUCAACAUACGUCUCCAAAAUCUUCACACUACAGUCCUUUUGGCACUGUCUCUGGAAUGAAGGAAGUACCUCCAGUGAGACCAGGAGCACAUUCUUUUUCUCCUGGUGGAGAAGGGUGUGUGUAUUUCCCUAUACCUCCAUCUAACCCUAAGCGUCGUCCAAAUUCUGCUAUCAAUGCUGCAAGAGGUCUGGGAAGACAGAAGACUCCACAGAGAGUGCAGUCUGCAAAUAUGCCCGUGAGAAGCUCCACUUACUGCCUUUCCCCCAGACAAAAAGAAUUGCGGAAGCAGUUAGAACAAAGGAAGGAAAAACUGAGGAAAGAGGAAGAAGAAAGGAAGAGAGAACAAGAAGAACAGAAGAAAAGAGAGAAUGAGAUGGUUUUUAAAGCUUGGUUACAGAAGAAGAAAGAACAAGUGCAAGAAGAAAAGCGAAUUCGUCGUGCAAAGGAGCUAGAAGACUUGAACAGCAAAGAGAGGAGCAGGAAUCCAGAAGAAGCCUACAAUCAAUGGCUGAAAAAAAAGCACCAAGAACACAUGAAAAAAAAACAGAUAGACAUUUUGAGACGCCAAGCUGAGGGAAUUGCCUUUUUUCCAAGAACAGAGGAAAGCAACAGAGCCUUUAAAGAAUGGCUAAAAAGAAAGAGAGAAGAAAAACGAGCUGAAGAACUAGCUUCUAAAGAGAGUCUAAGGCAGCUUAGAUUAGAAGCCAGAAGAGCAAAACAGAUGCAGAACAUCCAUUGUAUUAGUUCAGAGCCCAAAUCCUUUCGCUUCACAAACCAUUACAGUUGA
Pterocles gutturalis (yellow-throated sandgrouse) is the source of this 1581-nucleotide messenger RNA. RefSeq names its product coiled-coil domain containing 181 (gene CCDC181). The coding region runs from base 1 to 1581 and encodes 526 amino acids. Gene Ontology annotation, molecular function: microtubule binding. NCBI's taxonomy places the organism in Eukaryota, Metazoa, Chordata, Aves, Pterocliformes, Pteroclidae. The transcript is spliced from 5 exons. The record is from RefSeq and is a predicted model, not a curated record.